GGGAGGAGCUGUGUGGGAAGAGGGCAGAGAGCAGAUGUGCCGGAGGGGGCGAGCUCACACAUCUUUAGACCCUCUUGCCUCGGACUCCAUUUUCCAGGGGACAAAGUGGGGGCUCUGCAGGUGGAGGACCCUGCCCGACCUCACACAGCGGGCCUCCGACCCUGCGCAUUGCUGACCGCGCACCCCAUCAGCCCUAUGGGCUGCUCCCACAUCCCGUUCCUGCUCCCGGCAAGGUUCCUCCCAGAGCUGACCCUAGGAAGGAUCCUCUGGCUCUCCAGGCCUCAAUUUCCCCUUUGUGUGUGCACUGGGGCAGGAGUUUCCCUUUAGCUGACCAGGAAGGAGAGGGGGACAGAAGGGCGUGCCGGCUCGGCCCUUCCUACCCAGCCCUGCUCCCCAAGGCCCGGCGCAGGAACGCGGCGCUGGCCCUUUAAGCCCCGCCCGGGAGCGCGGGCCGCGCCAUUCCGGGAUCGGGAUCCCAGGCCGGGAGGAUCCGGUCCCCGCGCGUCCCCGCCCGACCUCGGCCCGCGAUCCGAUCCGGAGAAUGAGCCGCAUCUACCUGGACGGCGCGCUUGGGAACAAAGCGGUGCGCAGCGCUCGCCUGCCGGGGGCCUGGGACCCGGCCAUGCACCAGGGGUAGGGGAAAGGGCGUCUUGGUGGAGGGAGAGCUGGUGGAUGUAUCUCGGCACAGCAUCGUGGACGCCCACAGCAGGAAGGAGCGCUACUAUGUCCUGUAUAUCCGGCCUGGCCGCAUCCACCACCGAAGAUUUGACCCCCAGGGGAAAGAAAUCGAGCCCAAUUUCAGCACCACCAGGAAGGUGAACACUGGCUUCCUCAUGUCAUCCUACAAGGUGGAAGCCAAGGGGGACACUGACCUGCUCACACCUGAGGCACUGAAGAGGCUGGUGAAUAAGCCCGAGCUGCUACCGCUGACUGAGAGCCUCACACCCGACCAGACGGUGGCCUUCUGGAUGCCCGAGGCAGAGAUGGAGGCAAUGGAGCUUGAGCUGGGAGCCGGGGUGCGGCUGAAAACACGGGGUGAUGGCCCCUUCCUAGAUUCAUUAGCCAAACUGGAGGCUGGAACCGUGACCAAGUGUAAUUUUGCUGGUGACAGAAAGACAGGGGCAUCCUGGACAGACAACAUCAUGGCCCAAAAGUCUUCACAGGGGGCUGCAGUGGAGAUCCGAGAGCAAGGAGAUGGGGCAGAGGACGAGGAGUGGGAUGACUGACUUCGUGGGCGACUGACUUCGUGGGCCAUGCAUGCCUCUGGGCUGCUGCAUUUUCUAUGGCACCCUUGAGAAUUUCUCCCACAAACUUCUGCCCUGGAGCUGGCCAGCAAGCCUUACCUGGUUCUUCCUACGGCUGUCUCUGAAAAACCUUUUAAAUGAGCUUGGCUGAAAUCAAAUCCAAGACCAUGACACUGGCCAAGGGACCCUGGGCUAUGGCUCGUAGGGCAGGGAAAUCCUCUUUGGAUGCAAGUCUUAGCCUCUUGGAUAUUUCCCCUUGGCAGCAGCCUUGUUUCAGGA
Messenger RNA from Heterocephalus glaber (naked mole-rat), 1523 nucleotides. NCBI's taxonomy places the organism in Eukaryota, Metazoa, Chordata, Mammalia, Rodentia, Bathyergidae. The record is from RefSeq and is a predicted model, not a curated record.